This is a messenger RNA of Juglans regia (Persian walnut), 837 nucleotides long. RefSeq lists its product as uncharacterized. The transcript has 2 exons. The coding region runs from base 88 to 576 and encodes 162 amino acids. Lineage: Eukaryota; Viridiplantae; Streptophyta; Magnoliopsida; Fagales; Juglandaceae. The record is from RefSeq and is a predicted model, not a curated record.
GUAAUAGUAGAAGAGGGUCCCGAGUCGAAUUUAUUAGGGUUUUAUUUUUGUUUCACUCUUAUUUUUCCCAUGUUUGUUUGAAACUCCAUGGCAUGCUUAGACAUGUACAACUCCGAGCAUAAGGGUCACCACUGCGCUCCAAUGAGCCCAAGGAUUUCCUUUUCCAGCGAUUUUGUUGAUGUCCAGCAGAAUACCAAGCAAGAGAGAAGCUCCAGGGAAGCACCAGUUUCCUCGGACUUUGAGUUUUCUGUGACAAACUAUUCCAUGAUGAGCGCUGACGAGCUUUUCUUCAAAGGCAGAUUUUUGCCUUUCAAGGACAAUUACAACCAGAUGCAGAGGACUACAACUCUGAGGGAAGAGCUUCUUGUUGAUGAUGAUCAUGAACAUAUCUCUCCAAGGCCACCUAAGGGAUCGACUCGGUGGAAAGGGCUUCUGGGUCUGAAAAGAACCCACAUAGGGUCGAAGAAAGCUGAUAAGAGUGAAGGAUCUGUGGAAAGAGUGGUUGAAAGUAAAAGGUCUGGUUUGGUCCACGAGGAAGCCCAUACUAGCAAGACUUCGCAGGAGAUGUUGAAUUAAGGCUGUCCAAGACACAAAUUAACGUGGAGUUGGGAUACUGUGCUGGCAUUGUUGAAGGUGAUAGAUACAUAGAGGUGAGUGGCAUUCUUUUGGGAAGGAAAAUGGGCGUGUUUGGAUGAACUUUUGAGGGUCCGGUCUGAACUGCGUUGCGUUAGUGCAUGGGUUGGUUUUCAACUUGGAUGUUUCUUCCUGCUGGUCAUGUAGCUGUUUACUGUACAAAAUGCACGCUGUUAAUUGAACUUUCCGAGUCAUGUUUUGACC